AUGUGGACAUCUGUAUCUAUCUAUCUAUCUAUCUAUCUAUCUAUCUAUCUAUCUAUCUAUCUCAGUCUGUUCAUAUCUAUCUAUCUAGCUAUCUAUCUAUAUCGCUCUGUUCCUAUCUAUCUAUCUAUCUAUCUAUCUAUCUAUCUAUCUAUCUAUCUAUCUCAAUCGUUUUCAUAUCUAUCUAUUCAUCUAUCUAUCUAUAUCUAUCUAUCUAUCUAUCUAUCUAUCUAUCUGUUCAUAUCUAUCUAUCUCAUCUAUCUGUUCAUCUAUCUAUCUUCUAUCUCAGUCUCUCUAUCUAUCUAUCUAUCUAUCUAUCUAAUCAUCUAUCUAUCUAUCUAUCUAUCUAUCUAUAGACGUCUCUGCUCGAAAGAGGAGGUGAAGGGAUCCCAUCAAUCUAUCUAUCUAUCUAUCUAUCUAUCUAUCUAUCUAUCUAUCUAUCUCAAUCUUUUCCUAUCUAUUUCUAGAGGAGUUCGGCAGAUUCUAUCUAUCUAUCUAUCUAUCUAUCUAUCUAUCUAUCUAUCUAUCUAUCUAUCUAUCUGUCUGUUCAUAUUCAUCUAUCUAUCAUCUAUCUAUCUAUCUCAGUCAGUUCAUAUCAUCUAUCUAUUCAUAUCUAUCUAUCUAUCUAUCUAUCUAUCUAUCUAUCUAUCUAUGUCUGUUCUAUCUAAUCUAUCUAUCUAUCUAUCUCAGUCUGUUCAUAUUCUAUCUAUCUUCUAUCUAUCUAUCUAUCUAGUCUGUUCUUAUCUAUCUAUCUCUGUCUGUUCAUAUCUAUCUAUCUCUGUCUGUUCAUAUUUAUCUAUCUAUCUAUGUCAGUCUGUUCAUAUCUAUCUAUCUAUCUAUCUAUCUAUCUAUCUAUCUAUCUAUCUAUCUAUCUAUGUCCAGUCUGUUCAUAUCUAUCUAUCUCAUCUAUCUAUCUAUCUAUCUAUCUAUCUAUCUAUCUCAGUCUGUUCAUAUAUCUAUCUCAGUCUCAUCUAUCUAUCUAUCUAUCUAUCUAUCUAUCAAUCUUUUUAUCUAUCUAUGUCUGUUCAUUAUCUAUCUAUCUAUCUAUCUAUCUAUCUAUCUAUGUCUAUUCAUAUCUAUCUAUCUAUCUAUCUAUCUAUCUAUCUAUCUAUCUAUUUGACAUAUCUAUAUCUUUUUAUCUAUCUAUGUCUGUUCAUUAUCUAUCUAUCUAUCUAUCUAUCUAUCUAUCUAUCUAUCUAUCUAUGUCUGUUCAUAUCUAUCUAUCUAUCUAUCUAUCUAUCUAUCUAUCUAUUUGACAUAUCUAUUAUAUUCAUAUCUAUGUAUCUAUAUUUAUCUGUUCCUAUCUAUCUAUCUAGCUAUCUAUCUAUGUCUGUUCAUCUAUCUAUCUAUCUAUCUAUUUAUCUAUCUAUCUAUGUAUCUAUAUAUCUAUGUCUGUUCAUUAUCUAUCUAUCUAUCUAUCUAUCUAUCUAUCUAUGUCUGUUCUCUAUCUAUCUAUCUAUCUAUCUAUCUAUCUAUCUAUCUAUUAUAUAUUUAACAUAUAUCUAUAUCUUUUUAUCUAUCUAUGUCUGUUCAUUAUCUAUCUAUCUAUCUAUCUAUCUAUCUAUCUAUCUAUCUAUCUAUGUUCUAUCUAUCUAUCUAUCUAUCUAUCUAUCUAUCUAUCUAUCUAUCUAUCUAUCUAUGUCUGUUAUUUUAUUAUCUAUCUAUCUAUCAUCUAUCUAUCUAUCUCUGUUCAUAUCUAUCUAUCUAUCUAUCUAUCUAUCUAUCUAUCUAUCUAUCUAUCUAUCUAUCUAUAUCUAUCUAUCUAUCUAUCUAUCUAUCUAUCUAUGUUUUUCAUUAUCUAUCUAUCUAUCUAUCUAUCUAUCUAUCUAUGUCUUUCAUCUAUCUAUCUAUCUAUCUAUCUAUCUGUUCAUUAUCUAUCUAUCUAUCUAUCUAUCUAUCUAUCUAUCUAUCUAUCUAUUCUAUCUAUCUAUCUAUCUAUCUAUCUAUCUAUCUAUCUAUCUAUCUAUGUCUGUUUAUAUCUAUCUAUAUCUAUCUAUCUAUCUAUCUAUCUAUCUAUCUAUCUAUGUCUGUUCAUAUCUAUCUACCUAUUUUAGACUGUUCCUAUCUAUCUAUCUGUUAUGUCACCAGAAUGUCGAUAGCAUUAAUAUAUUUUCUUUUUUUUUUUUCCUACACCUUUUUGAUAUCUAUCUAUUAGAUCUCUCUCUCUUUCUCUCUCUCUUUCUCUUUCUCUCUCUCUCUCUCUUACAUAUUCUGUUCAUUUUUCUCAUUUCUAAUAGCUACCUAUGUUCAAAUACAUGUUUGAUUAUAUCUAUCUUUUCCUGUUGGAUAUAUCUGUCUCUCUCUCUCUCUCCCUCUCUCUCUCUCUCUAGCUAUAUCUCUGUUGUAUAUCUCUCUCUCUAUCCCUAUUCUAUCUAUCUAUCUAUCUAUCUAUCUAUCUAUCUAUCUAUCUAUCUAUCUAUCUAUCUCACAGUCUGCAUUAUCUAUCUAUCUAUCUAUCUAUCUAUCUAUCUAUCUAUCUAUCUAUCUAUCUAUCUCACAGUCUGCAUUAUCAAAAUCUUUCUAUCUAUUCAUCUAUCUAUCUAUCUAUCUAUUUAUCUAUCUAUCUAUCUAUCAUCUAUCUCUCUCUAUCUCAAUAUCUAUCUAUGUAUGUAUCUAAAUCUAUCUUCUCUGCUGUAUGUUGUAUCAAUCAUAUCUCUAUGUCCGUUCGUUAUAUCUAUCUAUCUAUCUAUCUAUCUUUCAUAUAUCUAUCUAUCUAUCUAUCUAUCUAUCUAUCUAUCUAUCUAUCUAUCUAUCUAUUCUAUCUGUUGUUCUCUCUCUCUCUCUCUCUCUUUUGUCUGUAUGUAUCUAUGUAUCUAUGUAUCUUUAUUACCUUUGUUGUAUCUAGAUAAUCUAUCUAUCUAUCUAUCUAUCUAUCUAUCUAUCUAUCUAUCUAUCUAUGUUGUAGAGAGUUUCUUAAUAAAUGUUAAUUUGGAUCAUAUCUAUCUAUCUAUCUAUCUAUCUAUCUAUCUAUCUAUCUAUCUGAAUCUAUUUCUCUUUCUUUCUUUCUUUCUUUUCUCAGUCUGUUCAUUUCUAUCUAUCUAUCUUUUGUCAAAUCAAAUCUAUCUAUCUAUGUGA
This is a messenger RNA of Acanthosepion pharaonis, 3072 nucleotides long. Lineage: Eukaryota; Metazoa; Mollusca; Cephalopoda; Sepiida; Sepiidae. The record is from the annotation of a GenBank genome assembly.